AUGGUGCCGUGGGUCUUCGCGAAGGUGCCCGUGCUCUUGACAGAUGUCGUUGUGGCCGUGCCUCGGCUGUGCACACACCCUGGCCAGGGAGGGCAUGGCGGCUCCGACGCCGGGAACGAGCAGAGGCCGGCCGCCGCGAGCUCUGCUGCGACGCCCGGACCUGCGGGCAGGGACAGCGCCGGGGCCACGGCCGGCCCCGCCGCCGUCGUGCCCGCCGCCCUCAUGGCGGUCCUGGCGGCGCCCACCGGGCCCGCGGGCUCGGCCGGGGCCUUCCCCCGCGCCGCCCGCGCCGCUAUCGGUGGCCUGCUGGCGGCGGCCGGCGUAGCAGCGCAGCGGCGGGCGGCGCUGCCGGCGGGCCCCGCCAGCGCCGCGCUCCGCCCGCUGCGGGGCACCCCGCGCGUCGCGGCGCCCCCAGGCCACGGCAGGCGCCAGGGUGUGCUGCAGGUCGCCUCCGCCAGCCUGGCGGUGCCGAGCGCGGCUGUCCCGGCGUGGGCGGAGCAGUCCACGCGCUUCAAGGCCGAGUGGGCUGCCGACGAGGCUGUGUCCUUCUUCAACACCUUCAGCGAGGAUUCUUACGGCGCCAUGCGGGACGACACCAGGCGAACUCCCCAGUUCAUCAAGGCGAUCCAGCAGCGCGUCAGCGCCAGGAAGGGGUGCACCGUGCUCGACAUCGGCACCGGCCCCUUCGCGCUCUUCGCCCUGGUCGCCGCCAGGGCCGGGGCCAAGAAGGUGUAUGCAGUGGAGGCUAAUCCGGAGGCCGUCAAGCGUGCGCAGGACUUCGUCAACCAGGCCGAGGACAUUCCGGAAGGCGCGAUCGAGGUCAUAGAGGGCCUGACGACGGCCAUCAAGCUGCCAGAGAAGGUUGACAUCGUGUGUGCGGAGAUCAUUGGCGCUAUCGCUAGUGAGGAGAAUUGCUGCGCCACGAUCAAGGACGCACAAAACCGACACAUGAAGGACCCGACAGACCCGUUCAACUUCAUCCCGGUCGGCGUGGAGACGUACAUGGCUCCCGUGAGCUACGCCCUGCACGGCAUGCUGGCGCCGCCGCGCUUCGAGCGGCUGCAGGGCAGGCCGCUCCGGGUGAACUGCCGGGACGAAACGGUGCAGCUGCUCGCGGACCCGCAGCGCCUGGAGAGCCUGCAGUUCGCGGACCCCGCCCUCCCCGGUCGAGGCCGCAUCCCCGAGACCGCCUUCAGCUUCCCCGUCACCUCCGAGCGCCUGCAGGCAAACUACAAGAAGUAUUACGACGCGGUGGUCAAGGACGGUGCCAAAGCGGACGAGGCUGAGCGGCUGGCCACCUCCGUGGCCUACGGAUUCUCCGGGGUGGCGUUCUGGCCCAAGCUGAUACUGGACACGACGGGGGACAUCGUGGUCGAGUCGCGGGGGCCCCGGGGGGAGCACCAGAAGAGCCACUGGCAGACGCUGCUGUCCCUGACGACGCCGGUCCCCGCGGCCGUGAAGGCCAGAGGGUGCAGGGAAGAGGCGGGGCUGCGGCGAGGCGCGUCCCGGCUCUCCUUCCUGGCAGGCUCGGCUGUGUUGCGUCGAGCCGCCGCUCCUGGCCCCAUGACCUCGGGCGGCCCGGCCCUGCGAAGGCGUUCGUGCGCAGUCCAGCGGCAAGCGCGAUGGGCGGCCAUGAGCGCAAAUCUCGCGUCGGCGCUGCAUGACGCAAGGAACAAGGAGAAGGCGGAUAUCAACAUCCAGAACGCCAGCUCGGGGUCUCAAGAGGGCGACGAGGGGGGCGCGGACAAGAGAAUGCGGGAUGAGAGGGCCAGCGGUUCGGAGAGGCACCAGGUGACAGGGCAGCACGAGCAGGAAAAGCAGUUCCCGUGCCUUCCCAGUGGCAUGGAUCGCAAGCAGACGCCAGACGUCCUGGACGCCACGAGGUACUUCCUGGACGGCGAGAUCCUGUCCGCCUGUCCGUCGGUCACGCUGUCCGCGUGCCCGGCUCUGCACUGCGGAGACUGUGCCUGCCCUGAGGACGCGUCCGCGUUCGAGUGCUGCGUGGUCAGGGGCGCCGCGCAGCAGCUCGCGGCGCACUUCGGGGCGCCCGUGAGCGGCGCCGCCGUCCUGAGGGUCUGCGACAGCGUGAUGGGCGCCGGCUGGGCUGGCAGCCUCGCCAAGUCCGUGUCUCCCGAGCAGCCCGCCGCGGCGGUGUUCGAGUUCGUGGCCUCCUGCGGGGCGCACCUGGACGGUUUCAGCGCCGAGGAGCUGCGCCGGGACCUCUGGCCGCUGUUCCUCGCCCUGGGGCCCCUCCGCGCGCGCUCCUGUCUGAGGGCCCUCUCCGCCGACGAGGUGCGGCUCUACCUGGUGCCGCUGCACAGGGCCCUCUCCGCCGGGGACUUCCUGGAGCUGGCCUCUGUGGAGGACGUGCGCGAGGAGAUCGCGGACCUGGAGGCGCUGAUACAGAACUUCGCCCUCCACCCGAGGCACCGCGCAGGGAACCCGUUCCAGUUCAUGACGGGGUCUGAGCGCGGCUCCGUCUCGGAGCGGGAGCGCGCGGACCUGUGCCUGCUGUACGUCAGACUGAGGCACAGCCAGGACGUCUGCAGGCACUUCGGCGUCAGCACCGUCGACGCCGAGAUGCUGCGCCGGCUCUUCGCGGUGCUGGCAGAGCGCGACGUGCGGGCGCUCGCCGCCGGCAGGGCGCCCGCCAAGGCGGUCCUCGCGCGCUACGAGGCCCGGAGGAGGACGCAGGAAUACCGCUGCCAAAGCGGCUCGCAUGGGCGUGGUCCCCUCCUCGCCCGCUGCGACUGCGGCGCGUGA
Prorocentrum cordatum is the source of this 2763-nucleotide messenger RNA. The record is from the annotation of a GenBank genome assembly. Lineage: Eukaryota; Dinophyceae; Prorocentrales; Prorocentraceae.